This is a messenger RNA of Didymodactylos carnosus, 1077 nucleotides long. The record is from the annotation of a GenBank genome assembly. NCBI's taxonomy places the organism in Eukaryota, Metazoa, Rotifera, Eurotatoria, Philodinida, Philodinidae.
AUGAGUCUGUACGAAUUAGAACAAAUCUCACUGGCAGUGAUGAAAGAUUAUAAACUGAAACAAAAACAACAUAUUCUUAAUCUAUUUGUUCAGCUAUACAAUGCUUAUGUCACUGAAGUACAAGAUAUGGUGGAUGAACUUCGUUAUUUUUACGAGUCACAAGAGCGUACAUUAUCCUCACCAAAUUAUAUUUCGCCUUCAAAAAGUAAUAUUGAUCAAAAUUAUGAUUCACAAAUAGAAGAAGAUCCAAUGGUUGAUUUUCCACUUGAUCUAUCGAAACAUCAUCAACCAGUAACGGUUGAUGUACAACCACAAAUUCAUGAAAAUUUAGUAUUAAUCAAUAAGCAAUCAGAAUCGAAUGAUGACGAUAGUACAGAUGACGAAGAUAGAACAAAAACAUUGAUUCAAAGUUUGAAUUCGAAAACAUUGAUAAACAGUGCAAAAUCCCCCGUGCUUGGUUCAAUUCAUCCAGCACCAUAUAUUGUUGAAAAUAAGCAUGACGAUAGCAAUAUCAUUGAAAAAUCAACAAUUAUUGAAGCAUCACCUGAUCUUCUUCGUCGGUGUACAUCGACGACCACAAUGAAUCCAUUUAUGAAUGUGAAAUUACCAAAAAAACAGCGAAACGAUGACUGGAAAAUGUCAAAGGAUGUUUCAAAUAAACAAUCAACAUCAUUAUCGCCUAUACCAAAACGUAAAAAAAUAUCAUCAAAGAAAAACAAAUCGAACAGUAAAACGUCAAUCUCAUCUCAUUUAAAACAAACAACAAUGACACAAGUAUUUGACAAAAUUGACAAAUCUACACUGCCUGUACAACAGUUACAAUUCAUGUUACCUUUGCCAGUAACAAGAAAACUUAUUCUACCGACGGUUAAUUAUAGAAAACAAUCAGGACAAUCGAAAUUUAUUUUAACGGGUAAAAAAUCAUCGGAUGCAAAUGAGUCUUUAGUCAUAAUAUCCGCAACAGAACAAAAGCAAAAGCGACUGCUGUCACCACGAAAAGAGCAACAACUCGCCAGUGAACAAAUGGAUACCGAUGAAAAUCAGGUAAAUGAUUGUAAACGAAUUUUUAAUCCGUAG